AUGCUUAACAAUCAAAUUCAGUAUUAUCGAUUAAUCUCAGUAAUAUUAUUUACUCCACCACGACGAUCAUUUACUCAAAUACGACAAUUACAAGAUUUACAACAACUUUAUGAAUUAUUAAAACAUGAAUCUCUAGCUUCAAAUAGUCCUUAUUCUGAGAAAGUAAAUCCAUUUGGAAUAUUUGCUAACAAUGAAUUAGACUUACAAAAAAUAAAUGUUUAUGGCUUUGAUUUUGAUUAUACAUUAGCACGUUAUAAACCAACAUUACAUUCAUUAAUUUAUGAUAGUGCAAAAACAUUUCUCGUAAAAAAUUUCAGAUAUCCAGAUGAUAUAAUGAAUUUUUGUUAUCGACCUGGUAUGGGUGCACGUGGUCUUCAUUUAGAUAUAAAACGUGGAUGGUUAAUGAAAGUUGAUAGCUAUCAUAAUAUUCAAUUAGGUACUGUUUAUCAUGGUAUGCGUGCAGUACCAGAUGAAGAAGUUCUAGCUGCUCAUCAUGGUACUAAAUUAUCAAUUGAUGUCGUUGGUUAUUUAGGAAGAACAUCGAAUAUGUUUCAAUUCGUAGAUAUUUUUUCAAUUCCUGAAAUAACACUCCUGCGUGAUGUUACUCAGUAUUUCAUAGAUAAUAGUAUUCCAUUUGCUGCAGAAUACGUACAUUAUGACGUUCGAGAAGCAGUAGGUUCUUUUCAUAAAAGUGGAGAAAUGCAUAAAAUAGUUGGACAAAAUGUGGAAAAAUAUUUUGAAGAGAAUGUUCAUUUAAAACCAUUUUUACAACGACUUCAUGAUGCAAAUAAACAAAUAUUUUUAAUAACAAAUAGUGCGUAUUGGUAUGUAAAUCAUGGCAUGAGUUAUUUACUUGGAGAUAAUUGGCGAAAUUAUUUUGAUGUUAUCAUAUGUCAAGCUCGUAAACCAUCAUUUUUUAGUGGACAAAAAAGACCAUUUCGUGAAAUUGAUGUAAAGCAAAAUUCAAAAUCAUGGGAUCGUGUAUCAAAAUUAGAACAUGGAAAAGUUUAUGUUGAAGGUAAUCUAACAAAUCUUAUUGAAAUGACACAUUGGAAAGGAAAUGAUGUUCUUUAUAUUGGUGAUCAUAUAUAUGGCGAUCUAGCAGAUUUAUUUCUUAAAUAUGGAUGGAGAACAGGUGCGAUUUUAGAAGAAGUUGAAGAUGAAAUAAAUAUUAUGAAUUCUGAUGCAUUUCAAAAAACAAUUCGUUGGUUAACUGUUCUUCAAUGGCUUACCGAUCAAUUACAAGUUAUACCAGGUGCUGAAGCUGAUAUUCUAAUGAAAAGUUGGGUUGCUGAACAAGAUGCAGAAAGAGACAAAUCUCGUGAUUUACUUAAUCCUUAUUUUGGUUCUAUCUUUCGUACACAUACAGUACCAACAUAUUUUCAUCGACGUUUAGCACGUUUUGCUGAUGUUUAUACAUCGAAUGUUUGUAAUUUUUUCAAUUAUCCACUUGAUUAUAUAUUUUUUCCUCGUCGUAUGGCAUUACCACAUGAGAAUGUUUUACCGACACCAGAUUUAGACUUAUUAUUAACGAAAACUGUUCAACAUGCAAUGCGUUUUAAAACUGGUACUGAUACAAAAUAA
Molecule: messenger RNA, 1584 nt
Organism: Adineta steineri
Lineage: Eukaryota; Metazoa; Rotifera; Eurotatoria; Adinetida; Adinetidae
Source: the annotation of a GenBank genome assembly